Trematomus bernacchii (emerald rockcod) is the source of this 4886-nucleotide messenger RNA. RefSeq names its product roundabout, axon guidance receptor, homolog 4 (Drosophila) (gene robo4). Gene Ontology annotation, biological process: cell-cell adhesion; axon guidance. Bases 423 to 3815 code for a protein of 1130 amino acids. Gene Ontology annotation, molecular function: protein binding. Lineage: Eukaryota; Metazoa; Chordata; Actinopteri; Perciformes; Nototheniidae. Gene Ontology annotation, cellular component: plasma membrane; axon. The transcript has 19 exons. The record is from RefSeq and is a predicted model, not a curated record.
CAGACUGAGCCUUGUUGUCGCCCCUCUUUAUCCCAUGCAGAAUGAAUGGCACAGAUGUUGUUGGACAAGACAGUACCCCUCGGUCCCCUUUCCCUCACUCCUCGCUCAGCAUGAGGUCUGGAACUUGUUUUUUGAUCAUUGUUUCCCCCCCACCUUCUCCCUCCGCGGGAGGAAAAAAAGAGCCAAAGAGGAGGGAGAUGGAGAGACUAGGAGCAGCCAAAUUAGAGAGGGAGGGUGAGGAGCACACAGCCAUGAUUCAGGAAUAUGAAGAAAACAGUGUUUCAUAUCUCCAGAUAACAAGUGUGUGUAGGUCAGGUCACACGCUGGAUGCUAGCGGUCCAGGAGUUCAGAGUUCCAGUAUGGACGGUUCAGUGGAGCUGCAGUAGGGUUCUGGUCCUGCAGACAGGAAGUGAGGACUGAAGAUGCGGGUUGGUGCGUGGCUCUUCCUGGUGUCCUGGAUCUACACCUGCUCAGAGUCCUCUCACAGGUGCAUGGGCCAAGACUUGUGUCCAUCCGAGUCGGGACAGGACAGAGGGUCAAAGAGCCGGGUCAGGGAGCACGCUGGUCCCGGGGCGGGACACCAGCACCCCCCCCACAGGAGCCGGCCACACCGCAGGAAAGGUUCCAGAGUUCACUCGCAGGAGUCGCCCCCCCGCAUCGUGCACCACCCCUCUGACGUAGUGGUGAAGGUGGGCUACCCCGCCACGCUGUCCUGCAGGGUGGAUGGAAGCCCCCCGCCCUCAAUCCAGUGGCUGAGGAACGGCCAGCCUCUGGACCUGUCUACGGGGGAGGGGGGGGUGCAGCCCAUCAUGCUGUUGGAGGGGAGCCUGUUCUUCCUCAGCGUGAGAGGGGGGGGCCGGCGGGCUCAGUCUCAUGAGGGCAUCUACACCUGCGUGGCCAGGAGCAGCGCCGGGGAGGCCCUCAGCCGCAACGCAUCGCUGUACAUCGCAGGGUUGCAGGACGAGUUCAGUGUGCAGCCCAGUGAUGUGGAGGUGGCAGAGGGGGAAGUGGCUGUGUUGAACUGCGCCCCCCCGGUGGGACACCCUGAACCUAAUGUGAUGUGGAAGAAGGACGGCCUGCGCAUCAACAGCACUGAUCACCACUACACUGAGCUGAGUGGGAAGCUGAUCAUCGCUCCUGCAGAGAGGAACCACUCUGGAGCUUAUGUGUGUGUGGCCAGAAACACUGCGGGGGUGAGGGAGAGCAGGGCGGCCCGGCUCUCUGUGCUGGCCAAGCCUGUGUUGGUGCUGAGGCCUGGAGACGUGUCAGUGAGGACAGGCCAGUCUGCACAGUUCUACUGCAGGGCUAAAGGGGACCCCCCCCCUUCUGUUGCCUGGAGCAGAGAGCAGGGGCCACUGCCCAACGGAAGGUAUCUUAUAAACCCAGACCAGACUCUGCAGAUCCACUAUGUGACAGCUGAGGAUGCUGGGAAGUACACCUGCACUGCUGUCAAUGAUGUGGGGGUGGUCAGUGCCAGCGCACAGCUACUGGUUGAAGAUGCUAGCAGCACUACACAGAGAGACCUGCACAAAGAGCUGUCGGCCCUGCGAGUGGCCCUGGAGAACGUCAGCAUUGUGGCCCCUGGCUCUAACAUAUCACAAGUGCAGUGGAAGCUGCAGUCCCUCCCCGCCCAGCCUCAUUACCUGGACGGCUUUGAGGUUCUGUACCGCUCUCUGCUGCCUGCCAGCUCCGACUGGGCGGCAAACAAAGUGACCGUGCCCAGCUUCCAGGCCCAGGUGGGGCCCUUAAAGAGAGGCUACAAGUACGAGUUCAAAGUGCGUCCCUACGGCAGCAGCUUGUACGGGAGGGAGAGCAACACGCGGCACCUCAGAGUCCCUGAGACAGUGCCCGGGGCCUCUCCAGUGUCUGUGUCCAUCACAGUGAGCCAUGAGCAAAACAACACCAUCCAUGUGAGCUGGGAGCCCCCUCCUCAUGAAACACACAACGGGAUCAUCCAGGGGUACCAGGUGUGGUGUGUGGAGUCUGAGGAGCAGCAGAACCACAACUGGACGGUGGACAGUGGUCACCACACUCUUGAAAUCUCCACUCUCAAACCAGGGAGACGGUAUUGGAUCACCAUAGCAGCGGUCAACGGAGCUGGAGUAGGAAUGCUGAGCGACCCUCAUGGGUUUGUCAUCAACCCACAGAUAGAGGCCCCCCCUGGGUCAGACAGCGACAGAGGGGAGCUGUCUGAGGUCCUGGCCCUGCUCCAGGACCCUGUGUUGAUCGGCAGCGUCGGCGCCCUCCUGUGGUUCCUCCUGAUGGUUGCAGCUGUGUACCUCUUCAAACGCCACAGCAAGACAGGGCAGCUGAUCCCAGGACACGGCCGGUUCAAAGGUUUGCACAGGCUGGCCGGUGAAGAUCUCAUCAUAAAACACAGGAUGGCAGCCCCUGACUCCCCCUGGAUCUCUGGAGGCUGGAGACCUGCCUUCAGCCAGAAGUACCAGGACCUGUGGGCCCAGGGUCAGAAACAUCCAGGCAUCAGGGGCGCCAGCCUGCCAGUCUCCUGGAAGGACCCCCGCUGCAUGGACUCAGCGGUCCCCAUCGUGACGGACAGCUGUGGCGUUUACGGCACUUUCUACGUGGACCUGAUGGGAAAUGGUCUGAAGACCUUCAACAGUCCUGGGAGCCGCCCUAAGGCUCCUCACGGUGUCCCCCUUCAGCAGGGGGAGACCAUCCAGAUCUUCUCUCAGCCCCUCGCAAAGAGCGCGUCCCUGGGGAGCCGCGAGGCGUUGUCAUGGAAACAGGCUAUACGCCCCCAGCCCAGGAUGGGGGUGCUGAGGGAAAAAACCCACAGCAAGCAAGAGCUGCAUGCAGUGAACAGCGCCCCCCUGGCGCCCAGCAGGAGCCAGGCCUGCCCCUCCAGUGUGUUCAGACAGAGACUCAGUCACAUCCCAGCAGCCCGGCACGGGGGGCAUCCAGAGUGGGAUAAAGCUGCUGGCUGUCCUCGACUGCUGCAUUACUCUGCAUCCUUACACCUGAUGGACAUGCUGCCCCCCCCACCACCAAUGCCACUAGAGGACACCAUGGACUCACACAGCCUCAGCUCAGAUGAAGGCUCCAGUCGUUCUACGAAGCUAUCAGUGGACAUGGGCUCUCUCCAGUCAGUGUGUGAUGCGUCCUGCCGCUGUGGGCAGCCCCCCCCCACCAACAACAGCUGCCCCUCCUACAGCCACCUGUCUACUGCAUCAUACUCCAGGUCAAUGGAUGAGGAGCAGGGGGGCACGCUGACAGCAGAGGAGGCUACACAGUAUCUGGAGCUCAGCCCCAAACCUGAGAGGAGCAGUGCUCUACCUCAGCAGCGUCCCUCUCUGUCGAACCCCUUCUCCCCCACCCUGAGCUACAUCUAUGAGCGUGUCCACUCCCCUCAGAUGGAGGAGGACCCCCCCACCCAUGAGCCAGAGGUCCCAACGAUGGGCCUGCGCCGCGCCCGCCUGCAGAGCCCCCCCCCCUCCUCCUGCUGCAGCGAGGGGGACGGCUCCCUGUGGAACACCUGGAGCUCGGUGACGGGCAGCAGCCUGGCCAGCGCCCGCAGCAGCUUCAUCAGCUCUGUGGACAGCUGCUGCACCGAGGACAGCGCCACCUUCAGACGCCUGCUGGCCGCUGCAGCCGGGAGCAUGGGCGGAACCUCGCUGUCAGACUUCUCCCCGCCGGCCUCUCCCCUCAGCGCCGUGUACCCGUCGUUCUGUGAGGGCGACUCGGCGGAGCUGGAGCCGGUCCCUGCGUGGGAGUGGAACCUGGCCUGGGUGGAGGAGAUGGAGGCUCAGUACAGAGCUCACUAUCCUGCCAGGAGCUCCAAACCCUUUGACACUUAGGCAUCAGAGGAAAAGAUGUGACAUGACUGCAUUUUGAGAACUUCACAAACACCUCACAGCGAUGCCAGAACAGCAAGACAAGAAGAAGGGACGGAUGAUCUUCAUUUAUUUAUCUGAGAGGGCUGGAAUUGAAAGGUUGAAAUACUUCAGGGUUUGAUAGCGUUCUCCCUGUCAAUAAAAGUUACAUGUCUGGAUUUCAAAUAUAAUUGGAGCAAACUCCUUGAUGUUUGAGAUGCUUCUGUUUGUCUGUAAUAGUUUUACCUCAGGGCAGUCCGACUACUGUUUGCAUCCUCCAAAGGACUUCCAUUGAGGCUCGAAAGUUUUCUUUCCGCUCAUUAGAGGAUAAUGAGACACUUCCCCUGGGCUCUUCUCACCCAGUGUGUUUGAAAAGGCCAGAGACACAGAGACAGGAUGGAGACGGAGAAUCCAGUCAUUAGCAGCGUUGCACACUUCCUCACACACAUGUUUGUUUCUUAUUUUCCUCCAAGAUUUCAUUUGGGCUGGAGUCCUACCAAAUGAUCACUUCUGUAUAUUCAGCAUAUUCAACAAAUGUUAUUCAAAGAACUUAAUCACAUUCCAAAUCCUGUUGUCUCUUACAGUUUAUUACAUUCUGGGAAUCCUUUUACAGUAUAUUUGAAGAUUGUUUUUUACUUUAUACGCUCUGUCCUUUUUUUAUUUUACAAAAAGUUUGUAUAAUACAAAACAUGAUGUAGUUCAGGAUAGCAGAAGUAGCUAAAGUUAUUUGUAAAAAUGGUUCAAAAUGAAUUGAACUAACUUGAACUACUUUGAAUCUGACUUUAGGAAGCAUUCCACAGUGUGCUUGAUGAUAUAAAGACUUUGAUGCAUGGCCGUAGAUUUAUUGGAGGCAUUUAUUUUGUUCUCAUAACAAAUGUGUUUAUUAUUAUUAUUUUUGAAAAACAUGUUAGAAUUGAUUGAUAUCAAGUUUUAUAUUUUGAAAAAAAUGAGCUAUGUUACAUGUAAUGUUUCAGUGAGCUGCAACCUGUGACAUUGAUACUGUCUCUUAUGUUAUUAUUUUAUUGUUAUUAAAAACACCCUCGUAUACACAUCAAA